This is a messenger RNA of Aspergillus bombycis, 888 nucleotides long. RefSeq names its product elongation factor 2 kinase. Gene Ontology annotation, molecular function: ATP binding; protein serine/threonine kinase activity. The record is from RefSeq and is a predicted model, not a curated record. The transcript has a single exon. NCBI's taxonomy places the organism in Eukaryota, Fungi, Ascomycota, Eurotiomycetes, Eurotiales, Aspergillaceae. Gene Ontology annotation, biological process: protein phosphorylation. The coding region runs from base 1 to 888 and encodes 295 amino acids.
AUGCAUCGCACAUGUGCUGCUUGUGGUCGCAGUCUCCCUCAGUCAUCCUACACGGCCAACCAGUACUCUAAGCCUCCUGGAGUCUCUCGAUGUGCGACCUGCGUCCAUGGACAUCGCGGUGAUCCCGUAUCGGCAGGACAAUCCAACAGCGGUAGAUACAAUAAUUCCAGCAGGGGCUCCAUCCCAAUCUCCGCUUUGGAGAAUCCCUUUGCUCAAGGUGCUUUCCGCUGGGUGGCCAAGGGGAACUACACGUCGGGUUCUCGCGAGGGCCAAGCAUGUGUUGUUAAGUGGUUCAAGACUGGGGCAGUCUUCUCAGAUGAUUAUUUCACUCUCGAUAUCAAAGCUGUCGACAAGGCCUUGGAGCUUGUCAAUAGGUUCAAUGAUUUAAAUAUCAUAGACAAAGUUGUCAAAAUCAACGUGCCGGAAGUAUGGUGCUUCACCGACGACAGCAGCGACGACUGGGCAGGACAGAAACAUCUGUGUGAGCCUUUUAUCCAAAACUACCAGAAGUUUAAUAGCAACACCGGAUGGAAUGAUGACUCUAGGGCAUGGGGAGAGGUCAUGCAAGCCCUAAGCCACUUUAGCUACCACAUCACGGGCGGAAACUAUGUUCUAUGCGAUCUCCAAGGCGGUAUUUACCAGCACGAACUUGUCCUGUCAGACCCCGUCAUCCUAUCCCGGACUCGCGAGUACGGGGUCACUGAUCUUGGUCCCGACGGUAUUAGCUCGUUCUUCAGUCAGCAUGCUUGCAACGACUUCUGUCGCCCAAACUGGACUCAACCCGCUAACCCGGUGCAAAGGUUUCGCCCAGUUCCUGGCACCACGAUGAUCAGACGUACGGUCCCCACAGGAUAUUCCCGGCCUGGACAAACAAGGUUUUUUGGCUAG